UUUUCUUGUCUCGACUGACCUUCCCCCCUCCCUAUCAUGGAACAAGCUUCUGCAACAACGAAGGUCGAUGUCCUCAUUGUCGGCGGAGGAAUCGGCGGCCUGACUCUGGCUGGCAUCUGUAAAAAGCUCGGAAUCACAUACAAGGUCCUGGAGCGCAGUGCUGAAAUUACGCCCGUGGGCGCAGGAAUCUCGCUGGCGCCCAACUGCCUGCGCAUCCUGGAGCAGUUGGGCCACUUGGACUUCAUCCGCCGCAAAGGGCAGCCGCUGCGCAAGAUCCAAAUCUUCCGCAACAGCACGCAGUGGAGCCUGGUGGAUUACGACUGGGUGCAGGAGAAGUUCGGCUACAGCGUCUACUCGAUUGAACGGCAUUCCAUGCACCAGGCGCUGUACCAGGGGGCGGGGCCGGAGCAUGUCCUCCUCGAUGCCGAGGUGGUUGAUAUCGAGGAUGUGCCCACCGCACCCAGCGUUCAGGUGCGACUCGCGGAUGGCCGCCAGCUGGCAGGACAAAUCGUCGUGGGUGCGGAUGGUAUUCGAUCAGCCACCCGUCGCAUUCUGGCUGCGACGCAAGGGCUGGAGGGGGCCAACACCAUCCGCUUCACCGGGCGUACCCACAUGACCGGCUACACCCAUCCCUUGCAGCAUCUGGGACCGGCUGAUUUGGGGGUGGCUACUUGGGUCUUCUACGAUGACUCGAUCUUGACCUCCUGGCCAUGCAUAGACAACCGACAAUGGUUUGUCGGAGUGAAGUCUUCUGAACUGAAGAAUCCAACGCGAUCCAGUUGGAAAAAUGCUACUCAGGCCAUCAUCAAUGACGUUUAUGGAGACCGCUUUCAUCCUUUUGGGGAGUAUCAUCGGGUUCGUGAUGUGGUGAAUCUGGCCGAGCGGGUGACAGCCAGUGAUGUCUUCGAGGAGACGACAUUUCCUGCGAUGGCCUGUGGACGGGUAGCUCUAGUGGGUGACUCGGCUCAUUCCAUGACAUCUUUCAUCGGUCAGGGCGCCUGCCAAGCCAUCGAGGAUGCAGGCGAAUUGGCCAACGCGCUGCAUGCAUAUUUUGGCAGCCAAUCCCCCAGUCCACAGAUGCUGCGCGAGCGGCUGGAGGAGUAUCGUCACCGCCGGGAGGCUAGAGCCCGUUACGUGUUCUCGUUCUCCAGUCUCUUUGCGCAGCUGCACACGGGACGACUCUGGUCGCCGAUGGGGCCUCUGCUGCGCUGGGUUGCAUUUGUCUGUGCGCCAAUGUGGUGUUGGCAUCGAGCAUUAACCCCUCUGUACGGCUAUCAGCCAGUGGUGAAUGCUCUUGUCGAUGCUCCUCAUGCCAAUUAGGUUUUCUGCGACCUGGGGAAGGGUUUGAUGCUGGAUGGCCGUGUAACAUUGAAGUCACGGGCAAGGACACGC
Messenger RNA from Aspergillus fijiensis CBS 313.89, 1392 nucleotides. Its product is annotated as FAD-dependent oxidoreductase. The record is from RefSeq and is a predicted model, not a curated record. The transcript has 5 exons. Gene Ontology annotation, molecular function: FAD binding; monooxygenase activity. Lineage: Eukaryota; Fungi; Ascomycota; Eurotiomycetes; Eurotiales; Aspergillaceae. The coding region runs from base 37 to 1320 and encodes 427 amino acids.